AUGUGUGAAUCUGCUUUCUGCAACUUUUUCGAAAAUUUUAGUUAUACUAGUACUUCAAGUGCUCUGUGGUUUUGCACCCCAACAUAUAUAGAAGCAGCCAAGGAGCAGCUACCUGCUGCAGAAAAUGGGACGUUAAAAUUUCCAGGGCUUUUUGCCUUUGGAGAUUCAAUUCUUGAUACUGGCAACAACAAUAAUCUUGCCACUGUAGCUAAAUGCAAUUUCCCGCCCUAUGGAAGAGAUUUAGUGGGAGGCAUCCCAACAGGAAGAUUUGGCAAUGGAAAAGUGCUCUCAGACUUGAUAGCCGAAGGCUUGGGAAGCAAAGAACUUUUGCCAUCAUAUCUUGACCCAAACCUGCAGAGCCCUGAUCUCCCUACCGGUGUAUGCUUUGCGUCAGGUAGCUCUGGUUAUGAUCCUCUAACACCAACCAUAACGGUUUUAUCUCUAUUCAAACAAUUAGAACUCUUCAAAGAGUACAUUGCGAAGCUGACAGGGAUUGUUGGAGAAGAGAGAGCAAGAGCCAUCAUAGCUAACAGUCUAUUUUUAGUUUCAGCAGGCAACAAUGACAGUUUGAUUAGUUAUUCUCUCAUUGCUAGAAAGCUUCACUACGAUUUUCCUUCAUAUGCUGCUCUUUUGGUCAGCAUGGCUUCUACUUUCCUCAGGGAUUUAUAUAGCCUCGGGGCAAGGCGCAUUGGUGUUUUCAGUACAGCAGCAGUGGGAUGCUCCCCAUUUGACAGAAAUAGAGGAGGCUUACCGAGAGAGUGUUUGGAGCUGGAAUUGGAAGAAGCAGCAUGGUUCAAUUCUGAGCUAUCAUCUGAACUAGAUUACAUCAGAACCAACUUUACAGAUGUCAAGCUAGAUUCCAAGUAG
Molecule: messenger RNA, 867 nt
Organism: Prunus avium (sweet cherry)
Lineage: Eukaryota; Viridiplantae; Streptophyta; Magnoliopsida; Rosales; Rosaceae
Source: RefSeq, a predicted model, not a curated record